Molecule: messenger RNA, 7035 nt
Organism: Ahaetulla prasina
Lineage: Eukaryota; Metazoa; Chordata; Lepidosauria; Squamata; Colubridae
Gene: RGS22
Product: regulator of G protein signaling 22
Exons: 28
Coding region: 125-4108 (1327 amino acids)
Biological process (GO): regulation of signal transduction
Molecular function (GO): G-protein alpha-subunit binding
Source: RefSeq, a predicted model, not a curated record
UGUUCUUUCCGCUUUCCACCCUCCCUGCGCUCGCCGGAGAAGAAUGAGGCUUUAAACUCAACUCGGGGACGUGGGCGGGGGGAAACAACAGGGCUUCUGCAGAGCCUGGGCGCGCGUCUGCACCAUGCGAGAGAAGAGGCUCACCACCGUGCCUCCCUGCAUAAGAGAGAAUGAAUUUGAAGAGUAUUUAGCAACUGACAAUUUACUUGUAGACUUCUUCAAUGAAUUUUUGGGUCUCCCAACAUUUGCAGAACCAAUUCAAUUUAAUCCCGAUUUUGGAAUUUUUGAAGUUGCUAGUGAUGUCCCACAGAGCAUGGAAAACCAGCUAAAACAGAUGCUUCGGGAUCAGAAACCUCGAAAUCCCAUUUAUGAUGUUACAAGGCAGACAAAGAUACAAACCUCUUUUUCUAAAGAUAUUAACACUCCCCCUUCCUCGACCUUCAGUUUUAAUCCAAAUUAUUCAACCAUGAGUCUGAAUCGAGAACAAGCUAUUGAAUGGAUAAAAAAGAAUAGAUUUCCAGCAUUUUUAGAAAGUGAUUGCUACUUUGAAUACAGAUUAGCCAAACUUAUUUCACAGGUGGAAUGGAGCAAAACUGGGAUCAGUUUUGUUAUAGACAAAAACUAUUAUCCUUGGUUCUCAAAAAGUCCACCCACCAUAGAAAGCCCUGAGGACAAUGAAGAUGAUUUGAUUAUGAAAAGGUUCUACGUUUCUCUUGGCCAGGCUACUGUUACUCAGACACAGGAUUGGUUUACUCUAGCCAAGCAAAGUCAGAACAUGAUCAUUACUGAUUCUAUGACCCGUCCUGUGACAUCUUCUCGUGUUCAUUUUUCAACUGAUACUUCAAAGUCAUGGUCUACACAUGAAGAUAUAAAGUCUCAAGAACUGUUUAACUCUUCUUCAUCCAUUAUUAAUGCUUCUACUUACAGUGGUCACUUAGGUCCUGAAUCCAGAAUUAAGAAGCCCAAUUUAACUGAUGUCCCACUUCUUCAAAAGAUAGAAGCCAGAAGAAGCAUCGAUGAAGGUUAUUCUUUGUCACUUCCUGAUACUCCUUCACGCACAUUAUUAAGAGCAUACUUAGGACAAGACUGGGAGGUUACUCCUCAGGAGGGAAAGAGUGACGACUUCAUCCAAUAUCAAGAAUUGGCAUCUUUUCACUCUUUGAAUGAGUUUUCUUUCGCCUUUGUUAAAUAUGUACUAAAAAACUCUGUUGCAGCAGUCACUGGCCAGCCACCUGAAUACAGUCCUUUUGACAUCAAUUUCAAUAAAACAACUAGAGUUUAUAUAUAUGAGUUAGCAAGCAGUGAACAGUCCAUAGAGUCAGCCUUUGAAAAGUCUUCUUUUGUUGAUGGAACGGUUGAUGGAACAGAUGUGAAGAGUGACAUUUCUGCAAAAUCAGAAAAGGAUAAUACUGAAACCAGAGCUGCUUGGUGUGUUAGCCACAAGACGUAUGACAUUGGUAACAGACAUGAAUUUGAAAGAUUUAAAAAAUUCAUCAGAGGAACUUUGGGAGAAAAAUACUGGUGGCUUUGGAUAGAUAUUGAACGACUGAAGGUCCUGAAGACUUUUAAAAGGCAGAAAAGACAGCUUGAUCGGAUGAAAAAAUUAUACCUGGCAAGCAAUGGAGAUUAUUACCUGACUUUUGAAGUUCUGUUCAAGCUCAACCUGGUGGAUGGCGAUCAAUGGAAUGUGUAUAAUUUAAAGGGCAUCCAGUCUGAAGUAGUGAAACCUUUGCUUCUUUACUGGGGUCCCCGAUUUUGUGUAACUCAUAAAGCUACCAUUCAAGCCACCGUUACCAAGCUGAAAAUCUGGCACGCUCGGCAACAGAAACCACGAAUUGAUGUGGAUCCUUUCCCACAGAUGGUGUCCCUGCUGCCACUCAGGCCGAAAUCUUGCAUGCCAAAAAUAGCAUUUCCAUGUUUUCAGAGAGGAGAAACUGGAUUAACCCCGACUUUUUCAAAAGGAGCGGUGAUGGAUAUCUGUCCCCAAAGGUCUACCAGGCUGUUAUCUGCAAUUCUACCUCAAGGUCAAACUGCUGUUCAGGAAGAUCCUUAUGACUUAAUUAGCUUAGAAAAUAUUAGGAGAAGGCCAGCAACAGUGUGCAGCACUGUGUCUCACAUGACACUUCAUGAUAGAAUGGAUUACCUGAAACCACAACUAGGCCGAAAAUAUACCUAUGCAGAAAUGAUCCCUGGUAAAAUCGCCCCAGAUUAUUCCGAACUUGGAAGUUCUAAAAUGGAAAGAAUGCUGCAAUCUCUUUACUUGGAGAACAGAGCAGGUUACGUCUUCACUGACUUCUGUGAGAAAUCAGGCAAUAGGCUAUGGAAGAACAGCGCAUAUUUUUGGUUUGACCUACAGGAUUAUCAUCAGCUUUUCUAUCAAGAAACCCUCCAUCCUUUGAAACUAUGCAAGCAAGCACAACUUCUUUAUGCCAAUUAUAUUGCUCCUUCUGCUGUUAUGGAUCUUGGAAUAGAACAGACUACAAAAAAUGAGAUUUACAAAAGAAUUGAUCCGCCAUUUGAAGAUCUUUUUGACCCAGCAGAAGAAUAUAUCCUCACCCUUCUUUUGGUUCCAUGGAUGAAGAUGAUAGAGGAAGACCGAGAAACGUAUGGGAAGGUGGAGCUGGUGGAAGAAAUUCGACAGCUGGACUCAGUGUACUUUAAAAAGCUGAAGGCUUUGCAGGCAGAGGGCAUGUCCAAGAAGGAUGAGGCUUUGGCAGUUGAAGAAGUUCUCCGGAAGUCAGAGUCUAUUCGGCUUGUAGAUUCCAUUGAACAAGACUAUCCUGAAGGUUUCAAAUUAUACUCCAUUAUGAAAUUGCUUAACAACAGGACAGAUCUGGAACAAUUCCGUAUCUUUCUUGAGAAGCAAUCAGCAAGUGCGGACCUCCUGUGCUGGAUAGACAUUGAGCAGUUCAGAAGAAUGUUACACAAAAAUAAAGUACAACGAGAGGAAAAAUCUAAGGACAUUAAAAAGAAAUAUCUAAACAAGAAAUAUUUCUUUGGACCUGACAGCCCAGCUACAAAAGAAGAACAAGAGCAGGUAAUGAAGUCAUGUGGAGGCUGGGGGCAAGUACUUCAUGAACUAGUUUCUCCUGUAAUCUUGUUAGACGUUCAAAAGUAUGCCCAGAAGAGAUUAGAGAAUAAGUGGUUGCCACAGUUUUAUAACCGUAAAGACUUGGAAACAUGGAAAACACCAAAGCUACAUAUGGAAGAGGCAGCAGAAGACAUUUUAAUUCAGGAGCAGGAAAAGAAAGAAGCACCAUGGAAGCAUACGAAGAAUUGGGUGCUUUCGUCUAAGGAAAUCAUUACUUUCCGUAAAGCUCUGAUGAAUCCCAUCACAGCUCUUCAGUUUCAACACUUUGUGUCCUUGAAAGGAGAUUUAUUGGGGAAUGGAGUGAUUUUCUGGCAGGAGGUACAGAAAUAUAAGGACCUGUGCCAUUCUCACUGUGAUGAGUCCAUUAUUCAGGAUAAGAUCACAACUAUUAUCAACUGCUUUAUUAAUUCUGCCAUUCCACCUGCUCUUCAGAUUGACAUACCUCAGGACCAAGCCCAAAAGAUCAUUGAACACAGGAAAGAGCUAGGCCCAUAUGUGUUUAGAGAAGCACAGAUGACUAUUUUUGCGCUUCUCUUUAAAUUUUGGCCAAUGUUUUGUGAAUUUCGAGGUAAUUUGAUUGAUGAGUCUAUUUUGCCUUGCUUGGAAAGAGAAAAGAAGAUACAGAAAUUAAAAAAAGCAAAAGAAUUAGAAGAGAAGGCACACAGGAAGAAAAGUUCCAUUCCUGGGAAAAUAGGUUCAGCUAUUGAUUCGAAACUGAGUAUGGCUGAAUUUUCGCCAUCAACAAGCUUCUCUGGAUUGGGCCGAGAGUUUUUCUGGUCUUAUUCAAAGUACAUAGAAGCUCUUGAACAAGAAAGGAUUCUCCUGCAGGUUCAAGAAGAUUUAGAGAAAAAAUCAGUUGCAGCAUCUGCUUAUUCAGGUCUCUCAUCUUUCCUCGCUCUGAAAAGUGAUACAGUCAUAAGCUCCGAAAAAUCAAUUCCCCCAGCAAACUUCAGCACAGCUUUUGUGAAGCAACGUUCAUUCCUAUCUAAAGAUACUGCAAGACCAUCAAAAUUUUAAGGAAACUGGUGAAGAAAUGAAGGGUUUGCAUUCACAUUGGGACCACAAUUUAUCAGAAAUAAAUGAAUGUUGCUCACUGGUUUGCCCUAUUUUUCAGAGAUAAGUAACCAAAAGAAGAAAGAAACUAAUUCUGGUGCAUUUGGUGCCAGUGGGACCUUUUUCUUAUAUACUGUACUGUUACAGCCUUCUACAAUUUAACAGCUACGUUAGAAUACAAUUCCUACUAUCUGGAGACAGCAACUUUGCAGUGUCAGAUUGGGAAUCCUGUGCUAUUAUAUUCUUGUUUUUAAUGAAGGAAAAACUGUUAAUUUACUUACAAAAUAUUUAAGAGGUUUGCAGUUCAUUGACACCUAUUAUACUUCACAAGCAGUGGUGGGAUUCAACCGGUGUAACCACUGGUUCGUUGAGUGUGCGUUUCGUUCGCCAAAUGUGUGCUCCAUGCACGCGCAGUUCAUUUCCAAGCCGGUUUAAAAUGUACCUUCGACUGCAGCCCCAGUGAGUAAAACAGCCGAGGAAUGGCAAUCCGCUCUGCCGCGCCUAUCAGCUGGGCUUCAAAAAAGAAAAGAGAAUGAAGGUCAGUAUAGUGCAGGGGUGGGUGGGUGGCCCCACAUGAUCAUCAGAGCUAACUGGUUUGCUCUCAGCUGAUCGUUGGAGCAACCGGCUCGCCCGAACCGGUCCAAAUAGGCUGAAUCCCACCCCUCUUCAUGAGGAUUCUGAAAUGUACUUCUUGGGGCUAACUUCAAGGCAGUUCCUCUUGCUUUCAUUAUAUAGAAGUCUCAGGAACAGGUGUAGAAAACAUCAGGACAUCAGAACAUCAGGGCUGGUGAUAGAGCAAUUUGUAGGGCUUCAAAACAGCAACAUCUGUGACUAUCUGCCAUAUUGUUUCACAGCCACAUCUGAUUCGUACUAUAAAUUACAGUGAGAGCUUGAGCUGAGUUGUGGAUGAUUGCUGCUGAAGGAUUCAAAUACAUUAGUUCUUUCUUCCUUUUGCAAUGUUCAUGUUAAACAAUGAAGUAUGUAUCAAGAGGGAAAAUAUCUGUGGCCCAUAUGUGGUCUUUAUUUGAUGAUUUAAACGUUCUCCAAGAACCUGUCAUUCCAAAAGGGAAAAAUUGGGACCAAAUCCUGCCCCUGGUCCCUCUGGGCAUCAAAGAGGAGGAGGAGGAGGAGGAGGAGGAACCACAAGAAAAACAACAAAUGAAGUCCUUCUGCAAAAUGAUUGCCUUCACCUGUUGUAGAUUAUUUGCUUUAGAUUCAUGAUACAUCAUUAUUUUUUUUUGGCCUUGUGUCUAAGAUCAGAUUCACCAUGCUAGAAAUUUGUUUUCUUUGCCACAUGUCAAACAACUGCUCUCUGGAUUGUUUCUUUUCUAUAACAAGUAUUUAUGUCAUAUAUUAAAAAGAAACUCCCAUUUAGGUAUUUAAUUUUUUUCUCCAGCCAAAUAUAAUAUGAAACCAACAAUGUGCCCAUGUUUUAGAUUUGGACAAUAUUUGUAUCCAAUCCAAACAUCAACCCAUUAAUCCUUUAUAUGGCCCCCAUGAUACCUUCAAACACACUUGAUAACCAAACAACUUGUUCUUCCCGCUCAGUAGCUCCAUUCUGAAUCAGAUUUAGCAGACUUAUUAUAUAAAGGAUAUAAUCCAGGCAUAUGUCAGGGAACAUAAACUUUGCUUGAUUGAUACUUGGUUUUGCAGAAUUGUUUCCACCCACGCAGUAAAACAAUGGUUCCCUUGUGGUUUCGAUAGAAGUGGUGUAAAGUCGAUGUCUUAUUUGUCUGUCGUAAGAAAUAUCAUUGCUUGAUAAUCACAUAGAAUUUUGUGUGACUGGUUAUAAUUCAUCCCUUGAAAUAAAGAUAAAGGUUCCCCUCACACAUACGUGGUAGCUGUUCCCAACUCUAGGGGGCGGUGCUCAUCUCCGUUUCAAAGCUGAAGAGCCAGUGCUGCCCAUGGCCGGCAUGACUAAAUGCCAAAGGCGCAUGGAAUGCUCUUACCUUCCCACCAAAGAUGGUCCCUAUUUUUCUACUUACAUUUUUUACAUGCUUUUUAACUGCUGUUGGCAGAAGCUGGGGCAAGUAACAGGAGCUCACUCUGUUAUGCGGUGCUAGGGAUUCAAACCACCCAACUGUCGACCUUUCUAAUCAACAAGCUCAACGUCUUAGCCACUGAGCCACCACAUCCCCUUCCCUUUGAAUUACCAUCCCUCAGUUUCCCAGAGUAGUUCACGAUUUUAUCCAAUUUAUAUUCUGUCUUUCAAAUCUAAAUUGAAAGAGGGAGGAAUAUAAUCAUGAUCCAGUCAAGUUAGGACCUUCUUUGCACUCUACUUUAUUUUAAGGAGAGAGUGAAACACGUACUCAUAUAUUUUUAUUUGAAAAUCAAUGGUGCUUAAAACUUUUUUAAAACUUUGGAGUGUGAUGGUUUGCGGCAUCUAAAGAUUAGCAGAUCUAUUGUGGUUUUCUAAAGAAAAGAUAUUACGUUUUCAACAUUAUCUAAUAUAGUUGUCAUUUAGGUAUAUUAGGUAUAAAAACAUUUUUAAUCAUAGCAUAUGUGUGAAUUAAUUACCAAAACAACCUUAAUUGAUAUGACCAGCAACAGUUUUAUAGAUGGCAACAUUUAAUAAUUAUUAUGUUUGGAUUGUGACACUUUUAAGGCUUACACAAUUACAAUGGAAUAAUUUUUUCAUAGUUUGACAUCCAUUUGAUUAAACAGAAUAAAAUUAUCUUGAGAAACAUAAUGCAAUACAGGAUACAUAGAAAUGAUUGGAGAAAAGCAGUUGUAAAGAAUGAGGUUAGAAAAAAACGAAUGGCAGACAGUAAAUACAAGGGCAGUCAUUCACUAAUUUGUGGCUUUGUUGACAGCAAGUCAUUUUUCACUGUUUUGUAACAUUGUGGUUAGUCUUAAUAAACGUGUUAAUAAACUAGCAGUUUAUAACUUUU